This is a messenger RNA of Leishmania mexicana MHOM/GT/2001/U1103, 1410 nucleotides long. RefSeq names its product putative phosphate transporter. The record is from RefSeq and is a predicted model, not a curated record. The annotation marks the transcript as partial. Gene Ontology annotation, biological process: phosphate ion transmembrane transport. The transcript has a single exon. Gene Ontology annotation, molecular function: phosphate transmembrane transporter activity. Gene Ontology annotation, cellular component: membrane. Lineage: Eukaryota; Euglenozoa; Kinetoplastea; Trypanosomatida; Trypanosomatidae.
AUGCGGCGCGACAUCUUCAAGGUGAAGGGGCGUUCCUUUGAGCUGACCCUGGCCGUCCUGCCGCACUGCCUCCUCGCAUCCCUGCUGGUGGACUUCUUCUUCAUUGUCCUCGAGCAGCCACCGAUCAUGUCGCAGAGGUUUGCUCAGAACGUCCCGCUUCACGUACAGUACGCCAUCCUGCUUGUUCUCAUAUUCCUCUUCUGCUGGGGGGCGAAGGUGUGGGUAUUCCCGCAGGUGGCGGUGGCCGCGAUGAGCGCGCGGUCAUUUGUGUGGGAGAGCGAGGCGCUGCGCACGGAGCCGAUGGAGAUGGAGGACGGCUUGGCGCUGGAUAACAUGAAGGACCUGUCUUUCUUCAAGUCAAGAGGCGACGUGAGUGCGACGGCGCCCGUCUCGGCAGAAAGGCAGCCUCCGCGACCUAACCACCAGCACCAGCUGCCAGGUGGUGCGACGGACACGCUGUUGGUAGCCCUGCCGGCAGGUGUGGCGCUGCCACCGCCCUCGCUGCCAGAUAACCCUGUUCUUGUGUCUACCCUAAACUCCCUGUCGCUUGACCAUCGCAACGACUGCGCUGCAGAUCACGGCAGCUCUGAGAGAAGCUCCACUUCUGACUGCCCGACGCACUCCCGCCCCCCCACGCCGACUUCGCUGCACCACAACGCCUCGCUUGUGCUCUCCUCCAUCUCCGCCUCGGACAGUUGCUUUCUACGGAAGGGAGGCAUGGUGCGUCUGGCACCCGUGCGGACGCGCGGGCACUCGCCCACAUUACAGACGCAGACCAAGUCAUUCGCCACAGCCGCGGUGCUUAUCCAGGGUGGCGCCAAGGCUGCACAUCACCUUCCCAGAUGCCACCUCGCCUCGUCUGAUUGCGGAUGCAACGAGGCGCAGCCGGUGCAGUCGGCGGGCUUGACGACGUACGGCAGCACGGAGAGCACGAAGCCGGCAUUAGAGAAUUCCAAGGGUGAAGGAGGGGUAGUGCAGAUUUCGUGCUCCCCCGUGUUGGUGCACAGCGAGGACGAGUUUGGCGAGGAGGACUGGGCUAUGGAUCACCCAAUGCAGCCCAUUCGCUUUGGGGGUUUCCUCAUCAAGCCCUUCAACCCGCGCGCCGAGUACCUCUUCACUGGCCUACAGGUGGUGGCGGGAAGUAUAUCCAGUUUUGUCCACGGCGCGGUGGCUGGCGCCAAUGCCACCUCGGCCUUCAUCAUCCUCUACGAUGCCUUCACGAACCACGAGUUGCAGGAACCUGGACUCAGCUCGCAGUGGUCGAUGCUGCCGGCGAUGCUUGGCAUGGCGAUCGGCAUGUUCGGCCUCGGCGCGAGUCUCAUGAAGACGGUUGGGAUGGAGCUGGUAACCGUGACGCCGGCGCGAGGAUGGUGCAUUCAGAUCGGCAGCACCUUCGUUACGAUGGUGCUG